Messenger RNA from Dissoconium aciculare CBS 342.82, 561 nucleotides. Its product is annotated as Sedlin. NCBI's taxonomy places the organism in Eukaryota, Fungi, Ascomycota, Dothideomycetes, Mycosphaerellales, Dissoconiaceae. The transcript has 3 exons. Gene Ontology annotation, biological process: endoplasmic reticulum to Golgi vesicle-mediated transport. Gene Ontology annotation, cellular component: cytoplasm; nucleus; TRAPP complex. The record is from RefSeq and is a predicted model, not a curated record. The coding region runs from base 1 to 561 and encodes 186 amino acids.
AUGGACCUUCGUUCGCCGUCAAUCGCUGCCAUAGGCAUUAUUGGCCGAAAUAAUAACCCGUUACAUAUCGCUCUGUUCCCAUGCAUUGUCACUGCCGCUGAGCAACCAAGCAAUCCUGCGCCCCAAGAACGUGAUGAACUGGAAUAUUCGAUGAUGCUCAAUUCGUGCCUCGAUAUCUUCGAGGCGCGCAUGCCAGUCAAGACCGCCGGGCACGACUUUGGAUUGCUACAAGCUCUCGAUGAACGACUCGCGAUGUACGGCUGGUUACUCAAUACUGGUAUCAAGCUGGUCAUCGUCGUCGACAUGGAAGGCCGUCCAGCCGAAGCGGGACGCUUGACAAGUGCUUUGGGCUUAAGAAACAGCGACCUCACUCCGGCAUUCCAGGCACUGCAAACAGCAUAUAUAAAUCUUCUCCGGAACCCAUUCUACGUCCCCGACGAACAUGAUCCUCGCCUGUCAAGCAAAAGUCGCGGCGCAUCGCUGCGUAUAGAAAGCCCCAAAUUUACUAGCGAGGUUGAGCGCAUUGGAAACGCCUGGUACCCUGGAAUUGCGUCUAUCUGA